AUGGCGCCACCUCAGAUCAAGCAGGAUCUGAAUCGCUCUGGCUGGGAAACGACCGACUUCCCUUCCAGUUGCGAGAAUUGUCUGCCCGAUAAUCCCUAUGUCCAAAUGUUGAAAGAAGAGUACGGAGCCGAAUGCAAGAUAUGCACCCGUCCGUUUACAGUCUUCCGCUGGAAAGCCGAUCGAACCUCCAGAACCAAGCGUACAAACAUCUGCCUUACUUGCGCUCGACUCAAGAACUGCUGCCAGUGUUGUAUGCUCGACUUAUCCUUCGGUUUGCCUAUCACAGUUAGAGAUGCUGCUCUAAAAAUGGUUGCGCCGGGUCCACAGUCCAGUAUCAACCGAGAGUACUACGCCCAAGAACACGAGAAGGAACUAGAAGAAGGACGAGGUGCAGUUGAAGCGUAUGAAAAGACAGAUGAGAAAGCCAGAGAACUGUUGCGCAGGCUGGCUAACAGUGAGCCAUACUACAAGAAGCAAAGACGGCUGGAAGCAGAGGGUUCUCAAUCCAGUCAACAACAACAACAACCACAACAGAAAGAGCAGAAGCAAAGUGGUUAUGGUCCUGGGCCUAUUCGAACUGCAGACUCUAGAAAAUCCGGAAGCGCACAUCGCGGUGCUAAGGCGGGACCCGGUGGUGCUAGGGCCGUCACAGUGGCAAGACCCCCUCAACCCGAAGAUUGGCUUCCCCCUCCGGAUCCCAAUAUCACCUCGCUCUUCGUCACCGGUGUCGAGGACGAUCUGCCAGAACACGCAAUCCGUGCCUUCUUCACUCCUUUUGGUCAGAUCCGGUCUAUUGUCUGCUCCCACCGAGCGCACUGCGCAUUCAUCAACUAUGCCACAAGAGAGGGAGCCGAGGCUGCGGCGGCGCACUGCCAAGGGAAAGCAGCCAUCCAAGGAUGUCCGUUGCGAGUUCGGUGGGGCAAGCCGAAACCGCUCGAUAAUACAGACCGGGAGCAGAAGAUGAGCUGGGCAAGGGAAGGUCGGGAAACCGCUGCUGCUGCCAGAGCUCAGCAGUCUGGCCAAAGGGCUAUCACCACUGGCGAUAACCAAGCUCAAAUCGAGGGUGCAGAUGUUCAAGAGAAUACUAGCUUCGCUGUGGCGCCUCCACCAGGCCAAGGGGAAGUCACCUAUGCCAGUUUGGCUGGUGAUUGA
Messenger RNA from Fonsecaea multimorphosa CBS 102226, 1152 nucleotides. Its product is annotated as pre-mRNA-splicing factor slt11. The transcript has a single exon. Gene Ontology annotation, cellular component: U2-type catalytic step 1 spliceosome; U2-type catalytic step 2 spliceosome; Prp19 complex. The record is from RefSeq and is a predicted model, not a curated record. Bases 1 to 1152 code for a protein of 383 amino acids. Lineage: Eukaryota; Fungi; Ascomycota; Eurotiomycetes; Chaetothyriales; Herpotrichiellaceae. Gene Ontology annotation, molecular function: U6 snRNA binding; pre-mRNA binding.